Molecule: messenger RNA, 726 nt
Organism: Gossypium raimondii (Peruvian cotton)
Lineage: Eukaryota; Viridiplantae; Streptophyta; Magnoliopsida; Malvales; Malvaceae
Exons: 3
Coding region: 1-726 (241 amino acids)
Source: RefSeq, a predicted model, not a curated record
AUGGAUUUUGUGAGUGGGCUGCCCUUAACGCCUACCAAGAAAGAUUCCAUAUGGGUUAUUGUUGACCGAUUGACUAAAUCUGCUCACUUCAUACCAGUUCAUACUGAUUACUCUUUGCAGAAGUUGGCUAAACUAUGGUCAAUCGAAAAGAGUGAUUCAAGUACUGGAAGAUAUGUUGAGGUGUUGUGUAACAGCUUUCCGAGGUGUCGUUCUCCUACUUGUCAGACUGAGCUAGGUGAGCGGCGAGUUCUAGGGCCGGGGUUAGUUUCUGAUACCGAAGAAAAGGUAAAACUGAUUCGAUACCGGUUGAAGGAAGCUUCUGAUAGACUGGAUAUGUAUUUUGUGGGGGACUUCGUAUUUCUCAAGGUUUCCCCAUGGAAAAAGAUAUUGAGGUUUGGGCGAAAGGGUAAGUUUAGCCCUAGGUUCAUUGGGUCGUACUAUAUACAGAAGCGUGUGGGACCGGUUACUUAUCAACUUGAUUUGCCUUCUAAAUUAGACCGGAAUCAUGAUGUGUUCCACGUCUCCAUGCUGAGGCGUUAUCGCUCUAAUCUCACACACAUUGUACUAGUCGAGGAGAUUGAGGUUAGGCCAAAUCUGACCUUCGAGGAGGAGCUAGUACAGAUUUUGGACCUUGAGGUCAAGGUACUGAGGAAGAAGUCUAUUUCCUUAGUCAAAGUGCUUUGGCGUAAUCCCAAUUCAGAAGAGGCUACGUGGGAGCCCGAAUAG